ACCACUACAUCCGAGGCUGAUGUGUUGCACAGUGUCAGCCGUAACGAGCUAGCCCUACAUUGCAGGAGAACCACUCGCGGGACCAAGGAGACCCUGGCGCUGAUUGAAAGCCUUAUUCAGGCCUUUGAUGGAGAUGCUGGUCGUGACACUAUGGGAGUCCCACUAAUAAACUCAGCCCGGAUGAGAGAGAUCUUGAAGUCCCAGCGGAAGCAUGUGGCCUGCAUCCAGGAUCCUGUAGGUGUGCAGCUCUACGUGCAGACUGGCACUGUAGUGAAGGGAGGGCACCGUCUCCCAACCUACCGCUGUGCCAGAGGCUCCACUUCGCUUGAGUCAUUUCACCUGCACCUUAACAGAUUCAUCCCAGGUACGCUGGCGAGUGACACCUUCUUACAGGCAUAUCUUUUGGAUGGACUUGCAAGGUGGAAUGAGGACCGGGCUGUGGCAGCAACAACGGAUGAGCAGCAGCCCCAUUCCUACAAUCAUCUUCUGCGUCAUGUUGUCAACACUCUUGCAGAGGAGGUUAUGGGCAAGAAAAUCAUCCCUUAUGUUGGGCCAAGAAAGUUCACUGGUGAGCUUAUUGGAGUGGAAUAUCUUUACCAGCAAACUGGUAAAGUUCUGCAAGACUACAAGUUGGCCAUUGAAGAGUCUGAGACCACUGAGGUUGGUUUAGAAGUGGAUGGAGGUUACACAAAACGGACACCUGUUGCCUCUUCACAAGCAUCAGUGUCUGCAGCAUCAUCUCCAACCCCUCCUGUCACCAGCUCCAUUUCUCCAUUGUCUGUGGUUCCUCCAUCACCAACCCCUCCUGUCUCCAGCUCCAUUUCACCAUUGUCUGCGGUUCCUCCAUCACCAUCCACAUCUGUCACCUGCUCCAUUUCACCAUUAUCUGUGGUCCCUCCGUCUCCUGUCACUAGCCCACUGCACUGCCCACUGUCAUUUAAAGCCAGGACUCUUUCCUGGAGCACAUAGGUUGGACCAGUCAUCAGCAGAAACUUCUGAACAUCUGACAUCUGAAGAGAACACUUCACAUGAUGAUUCUGUUGGACCAGAUAAUAUUGGGGGGUAUGGAGCCGUGCAGGACUUGGCUGAGUUCUUGGUUAGCCUCAGAGACCACCGUCUGGCCUUGACUGGUGAAGAGUGCGCCAAGAUCAUCACCCUAUGGCAGGCAUAUGACAAGAGGAAGACAAUUUAUCCACCACGUCACCAAACCUCCUUAAAACAGGGACGAUUCAGAGCCACAAAGAAGAUUGUGGCACCAGGUGUGGAGAGCACCAAAAGGUGUUUCGUUGGGGCUCAUAGUCCUGCACAGUGGCCUAGCUGCAACCGAGUGGUGGAGGCCAUCUUCACAAGGCUCUGUGCCCUCUAUCCAAACGUGGUGCGGUGUGAUGGAGUGAGGGUGUCCCGCUUCACAAUGGUGGUGCGUGCUUACAAGCACAUCCGAGAGUGCAUCCUCACUAAUGCUAAGGUGAUGAGCGAGACCACCAUCCAGCUCCCGGAAGUAAACAGUGCAACAGUGACACAAUGGUACCAUACCAUACCAUACCAUACCAACUUUAUUUAUAAAGC
Pimephales promelas (fathead minnow) is the source of this 1566-nucleotide messenger RNA. RefSeq lists its product as uncharacterized. NCBI's taxonomy places the organism in Eukaryota, Metazoa, Chordata, Actinopteri, Cypriniformes, Leuciscidae. The record is from RefSeq and is a predicted model, not a curated record.